UGUAAAUAACAUAAUACUAAUAAAAAGAGAACUGGUGCUGUCUGGUCUCUGUGUCAGGAGUCUGGUCCCAAUCUAUAGUUGUCUUAAGUUUUACAAUUCGUUUUCAGUUAGCCAACCUAACAACUAGACCUAGCCGUUGGUUCCUCGAAACCUUCAAUUCACUCACUUUCCAGCAAAAAGUUUUCAACUUUGUUUUGUAGAGGAGGAGGAGAUGUGUCAUCAGAAUAGUUGUGUGCAUUUGUCUGUUGAGGAAGCAAUUGCAGCUGAUGAAAGUCUUCUAAUUUAUUGCAAGCCCGUUGAACUUUACAAUAUUCUUCACCGUCGUGCUCAAUUCAAUCCUUCAUUUCUUCGAAGAUGCUUGCGUUAUAAAAUGAAAGCAAGCCGUAAAAGGAGGUUGGCGGCUGGAAUUGUGAUUUUCAACUACAGAGAUUACAACAACAAACUGCAAAAGACUGAAGUCACUGAAGACUUUCUGUGUCCAUUCUGCUCGAUGAUGUGUAUGAGCUUUAAGGGUUUACGGUACCAUUUGUGCUCUUCACAUGAUCUAUUCAACUUCGAGUUCUGGGUGAAUGAAGAGUACCAAGCAGUGAAUGUCUCUGUGAAACUCGACAGAUUCUUAUCUGAGACUGUUGCAGAUGGAGUAGAGCAAAGACAACAAACAUUCUUCUUCUGCUCAAGGCCUGGAAGACGGAAAUCAAGAAACCAUGAUCAUAAUGAAAAGCAAGUUUGCGUACAAUUCUUGGAGUUGGAUUCACCAAAACUACCCUUGGAAGGCAUAAAUGAGGGAUUUUUGAGGAAGGAUGAUGGUGAGAAUGCUUCCAAGUCAUCUUCUAGUGAGAAAGAUUUGCAUAAUUCAAGGCAUGGAGCAGAAAACUAUGGUGUCGAGUAUCCUAAUGUUGAGUUGAUAGAACGUGUCGCAUCAAGUUCUAAUAUCUUAGGUGUUUCAAUUGCAAAGGCUCAAUCUUCUGUGGACUCUGAGUGUGUUAAAUCACUAUGUGGAAGCGAUCAUUCUCUGCCAGCUGGGAUCCAUGUUGCAAAAGCAAGGAAGUUAACAGUGGAACGGUCAGACCCUAGAAAUCGUGUACUCCUACAGAAACGACAAUUUUAUCACUCUCAUAGAGUUCAGCCUAUGGCUCUGGAACAAGUAAUGUCAGAUCGAGACAGUGAAGAUGAAGUUGAUGAUGACAUUGCAGAUUUUGAAGAUCGAAGGAUGCUUGAUGACUUUGUGGAUGUUAGCAAAGAUGAGAAGCAACUUAUGCAUUUUUGGAACUCAUUUGUGAGAAAGCAAAGGGUGCUGGCUGAUGGUCAUGUUCCCUGGGCAUGCGAGGCGUUCUCAAAACUUCAUGGACAGGAACUGGUUGGAUCUCCUGCUCUCUUUUGGUGUUGGAGGUUAUUCAUGAUCAAGCUUUGGAACCAGGGUCUUCUUGAUGCAUGCACAAUGAACAACUGUAAUUUGAUACUCGAAAGAAGUCGGGAUGAGGGAUCUGAUGCUAUGAAAACCGAAAAAGGAAAUGAUUAGUGACAUAACAUAAUAGUCUGGAGUACACAGAUGACAGGAUAAGUGACAUAGUUCUUAUGUUCUGCUGUUCUUAACCUAUUCUUUUGUUUCCUCAAUCCUCACUAUUAUCAUUCAGCCAUUACUGGGGAAUAGGUAAUUUAACAUUUUUUUUCCUGUACAAUGGAAGGGAAUUAGGCUCCCUUUUUGCUGUUGUAAUCUCAUUCAAUACAAGCUCACAUACUUUCUCUGUUUAACCUUUAUUCAGUUUAAGAAGGAUGCCAUUUUUGCCUCUGA
This is a messenger RNA of Ricinus communis (castor bean), 1792 nucleotides long. Its product is annotated as polycomb group protein EMBRYONIC FLOWER 2. The record is from RefSeq and is a predicted model, not a curated record. Bases 212 to 1519 code for a protein of 435 amino acids. NCBI's taxonomy places the organism in Eukaryota, Viridiplantae, Streptophyta, Magnoliopsida, Malpighiales, Euphorbiaceae. Gene Ontology annotation, molecular function: chromatin DNA binding. Gene Ontology annotation, cellular component: nucleus. The transcript has 15 exons.